Molecule: messenger RNA, 1257 nt
Organism: Penicillium nucicola
Lineage: Eukaryota; Fungi; Ascomycota; Eurotiomycetes; Eurotiales; Aspergillaceae
Product: phosphoinositide binding protein ATG18
Exons: 4
Coding region: 1-1257 (418 amino acids)
Biological process (GO): nucleophagy; protein localization to phagophore assembly site; protein lipidation
Cellular component (GO): fungal-type vacuole membrane; extrinsic component of membrane; cytosol
Molecular function (GO): phosphatidylinositol-3,5-bisphosphate binding; phosphatidylinositol-3-phosphate binding; protein binding
Source: RefSeq, a predicted model, not a curated record
AUGGCCAUGAAUUUCGUGACCUUUAAUCAGGACUACAGCUACCUAGCUGUGGCAACAUCAAAGGGCUUUCAGAUCUUCACUACUGAACCAUUUGCGAAGAGCUAUGAAGCCAAAGAGGGUAAUAUUGCCGUGAUUGAGAUGUUGUUCUCGACUUCUCUUGUGGCUCUAAUAUUGUCUCCGAGACGCUUGCAGAUUCAAAAUACCAAGCGGCAAUGCACAAUCUGCGAGUUGACAUUUCCAACCACAGUCUUAGCAGUGAAAUUGAACCGGAAACGACUGGUUAUCGUCCUUGAGGAUCAAAUCUAUCUUUAUGAUAUUCAGACCAUGAAGCUUUUGUCAACCAUCGAUACAUCGCCAAAUCCCAACGCCAUUUGCGCCCUUGCGCCAUCAUCGGAAAAUUGCUACAUGGCCUACCCUCUUCCACAGAAGGCACAUGCUACUACAAACCCGCCAGCACAUGCUCCGCCUGGGACAACUCAUAUCGCUCCCACAACGGGCGACGUCCUCAUUUUCGAUGCAGUCAAGCUAGAAGCUAUCAACGUCAUUGAGGCGCAUCGUUCUCCUCUCGCACUUAUUGCGCUGAAUAGCGACGGGACGUUGCUCGCCACUGCUUCUGACAAGGGGACCAUCAUCCGCGUGUUCUCUGUUCCGGAUGGCCACAAGUUAUAUCAAUUCCGACGAGGCUCCAUGCCAUCGCGAAUCUAUAGCAUGUCUUUCAACACCACCUCCACUCUAUUAUGUGUCUCAUCAUCCACCGACACCGUCCACAUAUUCAAGCUGACCCAGCAAGGACCAUCAUCAGAUGGUUCUCGAUCACACUCCCCGCCGGCUCGGGACCAUUCUUCACCCCCCUAUGGGUAUUCUCCAGACGAUGAUGAGAUAGGGGAUGCUGGCUCUGAUGCAUCCCGGAAGCACAAUGGUACCUUGAUGGGGAUACUUCGUCGAACGUCUCAAAAUGUUGGUGGCGCAGUCGCAGCUAGAAUGGGCGGAUAUCUACCCAAGGGCGUUAGUGAGAUGUGGGAGCCAGCACGCGAUUUCGCUUGGAUCAAGAUACCCCGUGCGAACCAGAGUCCUUCUGGAGCUGCAACCUCUGGGCCAAUCAGGAGUGUUGUUGCCAUGAGUAGCAACACUCCCCAGGUCAUGGUUGUGACUAGUGAUGGCAACUUUUACGUCUUCAACAUCGAUUUAUCCAAGGGUGGAGAGGGAACUUUGACGAAGCAAUAUUCGUACGUGGAUAUGGAUAUGUCAUUCGAUUGA